Sorghum bicolor (sorghum) is the source of this 812-nucleotide messenger RNA. RefSeq names its product gibberellin 2-beta-dioxygenase 2. Gene Ontology annotation, biological process: response to light stimulus; gibberellin catabolic process. The transcript has 2 exons. Bases 1 to 738 code for a protein of 245 amino acids. The record is from RefSeq and is a predicted model, not a curated record. Lineage: Eukaryota; Viridiplantae; Streptophyta; Magnoliopsida; Poales; Poaceae.
AUGUUGAUGCUUUUUCUUCACUGUUGUUGCAGUAAUGUGGUGAACGAGUAUGUGGGAGCAAUGAGGCAGCUUGCAUGUGAGAUCCUGGACCUGUUAGGAGAGGGGCUAGGGCUCAAGGACCCCAGAUCCUUCAGCAAGCUCAUCACUGACACAGACAGCGACUCACUCCUGAGGAUCAACCACUACCCUCCAGCAUGCACCAUUCAGAAGCUUGACCAUGACAACCAAUGCAAGAUGAAGAGCAGUUUCAGAAUCAAGACUGGCAAUGGUGUGAACCAGUCAGCAGGUGCACGGAUCGGAUUCGGGGAGCAUUCAGACCCGCAGAUUCUUAGCUUGCUCCGAUCAAACGAUGUUGACGGCCUUCAGGUGCUUCUGAACUGCGACGGCAGGGAGGUGUGGGUUCAGGUGCCAUCCGAUCCAUCAGCAUUCUUUGUCAAUGUUGGUGAUCUCCUCCAGGCUUUGACAAAUGGGAAGGUGAUAAGUGUCCGGCACAGGGUAAUUGCAAACUCCUGCAGGGCAAGGCUGUCCACAAUCUACUUCGCUGCGCCGCCACUGCAUGCACGAAUUUUGGCCCUCCCAGAGACAAUCACAGCCAACUCACCCCGCCAGUACCGGCCCUUCACCUGGGCCGAGUACAAGAAGACAAUGUACUCCCUCCGCCUGAGCCACAGCCGCCUCAACCUCUUCCACAUCGACCAUGAUGACCACAGCAAUGUCGGCAAAGGAGAACAAGAAUAGGGAGCACUUGCUGAACUGCAGGCAGAGUUAAUGGUGGGGACUAGGUAGGUAGAAUUGUCCCCAAAAUUUUGGCU